AUGUCUCAUCAUUUAUCCACAAGUUUGACACAUUCUCAUAUAAAUGAACGUACAGAUAAUUUGUCGUCUUGUUUCAAAAGUUUAAAUAAAUUAAAAAAUGAAUUAAUCAUAAAGUUAGUUGAACCUUCAAUUGUACUACGAGGAGAUCCACAAGAAGCAUCAGGCACUUAUUUAAGAGGAACUGAACAAAAUGCAUGUUCAGAAAUACGAGAAAUUAUUAAUCAUAAAAUACAAUUUAAACUUUCAACGGCUGAAGUAUCAUUGCAACAUAAUCAUAUGUUUGAAUUAAAAAAAUUCAAGAUUCGAUCAGCCACAGUCAAGUUUCCUCCUGGUUCUUAUACAUAUCCAUUUGAAAUAUUCAUUCCCGGAAAUAUUUCAGAGUCUGUUAAUACAGAAUAUGGAACGAUCAAGUACAAAUUAGUAGCACGAGCUUCACGAUCUAUAUUAUUUUCGAAACUUUCAAAAAAUCUUGAUUUAGAAAUUAUAAGAAUCUUACCGGAUUAUGAUAUUUCUGAAGGGAUAGGUUUUUCAAGGGAUUACAAUUCAAUACUUAAUUAUGAAAUUUCAAUUCCGAAACAUGUAUUUCCUCUCGGACAAGUAAUUCAAAUCGAUGUUAAAUUAAUUCCUUUUAUCAAAAAGCUAAAAUUUCAUGGACUAAGUAUUAAAUUAAUAGAAAAAACCGAUUACAUAGCAAAUAACGAUAAUAUAAGGGUUUCCAAAACUGUGGCAAUUCUUGAGAUCAAUGAUUUAAUACAAGAAUAUCUUUUAGAAGAUCAAGAAGAAGAUGAUAUAGGUAACACAAGUUAUCAUAGUAAUUUCGAUUUUCCGAUACCAAAUUGUAAAAGUGGAACCAACUAUUCUAUAAAUACGCCAUUAAUUAAAAUUAAUCAUGAAUUAGUAUUUACAUUCAAAAUAAUUUUGCCACAGAAUUUUUAUCAAGAUUUUAAAAAUGAAUUUUCUGUAAGGAGUCCAAUUACUAUAGCUUCUUGUUUAACAGUCAAUCAAUUAUCUGGUUUACCUAAUUACGAAGAAAAUUCAAAAUUUUGUCCAUGUGAUUCUGAAUAUCAAAGGGUGGCAAGAUUAGUAUUGGGUGAUGCGGUAGUUGAAAGUUUAAAUUGUAGUGGUAGAAAUGAAAAUAAUGACAUUGAAAUGACGGCACCAUCAGGCGAUAGAUGUUGUGGAAAUUGUAAUGAUUGCAUUGAAUGUAGUAGCUGCGAUGCACGAAGAUUUCCUCCAAGUUAUGAAGAUGAUCGUGCACAACAUUAA
Messenger RNA from Diversispora eburnea, 1266 nucleotides. The record is from the annotation of a GenBank genome assembly. NCBI's taxonomy places the organism in Eukaryota, Fungi, Glomeromycota, Glomeromycetes, Diversisporales, Diversisporaceae.